GAAAGGAAUGGGGUCUCUUUGCGAUAAUUGAUUUAAACCAGAAAAAUUUCAGACGAAUCUACCUAAAAAUACUAAGAAUUAUCCCAGAUUAUCUGGAGUGUCAAGUUCAGAUACAGAAGGAAGCCUCCAACUUUAUGCUGAAAGACAAAAGCUAUUGGAAGAGGAUGAGGAAAUUCCAUCGUCAGCACCAAAUUGAUCAAAUAAAACAGAUAGGACAGUGAGUCAGACUAAUUCUGGCAUGACUGUUAGUCAGACAACCUUGUGCUCUUCCACAGAGAAAAAAACUAAAGUUAGCAUUGACGACUUUGAGAUGCUCAAAGUUAUUGGUCGAGGCUCCUUUGGCAAGGUUCUCCUUGUGAGACACAAGGAGACCAUGCGUCUAUACGCAAUGAAGUCCUUAAGGAAGGAGAACUUCAAGGAAGAGAAGGACAAAACAAAUUGCAUCAUUGAAAGAGUGAUUCUGGAGCAACUUAAUAGUAAUUUCGUGGUUAAGCUUCAUUAUGCUUUUCAAUCUCUUGACAAAGCUUACUUUGUCAUUGAUUAUAUGCAAGGAGGAGACCUCUUCUUCCAUUUACAGAAGAAUAAGAGAUUCUCUGUCAAGAGAGUCAAGUUCUAUAUUGCCGAAUGCGUCCUUGCUCUGCAGGACCUUCAUAAGAAAGGAAUUAUUUAUAGAGAUCUGAAGUUAGAGAAUAUUAUGUUGGAUUGCCAAGGCCAUAUCAAGCUCACUGAUUUCGGUCUCUGAUGUCUCUCUAAGAGCAAGCCUUCAGUUGCACAUGAUCUUGAUGAGGAAGGUUCGAGAGUUAUGGCAUACUCUUUCGUCGGGACUCAAGAAUAUCUAUCUCCUGAGGUGGUCAAAGGGAUUGGUUAUAACCAAUCAACUGAUUGGUGGUCCCUUGGAGCAAUCAUGUUUGAAAUGCUUUCAGGAGAAAGCCCAUUCGCAGACAAAAGCACCUCAAAAACAUUGAAAAAUAUCUGAUAUGCUGAUGUGUGCUACAAAGAAAUAUAUUCGAAAAAGGCACAAAAGCUGAUUUCGAGAUUAUUAGAAAGAAAUCCAAAGAAAAGACUUGGCGCAAAUCAAGGAGCUAUUGAGAUUAUGCAGGAUCCCUUCUUUAAAGAAAUCAACUGGAAUGAACUUAAAGACAAAAACGUGAAGCCUCCUUUCGCACCCAAGAAUCGGAGCGAGUGUUGUGUCAAAUAUUUUAGCCAGGAAUUUAUUGAAGAAGACGCUGAAGACUCAUUUGUCGAAUCAAGUCUGACGGUACUCCAAAAAUCGGCUAACCACAUCGACAGGUUUACUUACGGAUUUAAUGAUGGGUUUGUCGAUCCCUGUAAGUCCACAUCAUAUUCAGUGAUUGAAAAGAGUGCUGAUAAGAGCAAAACAUUUGAAGGAAUUCCUGAAAUGGAUCCUGAUCUGGAACAAUAA
Molecule: messenger RNA, 1423 nt
Organism: Moneuplotes crassus
Lineage: Eukaryota; Ciliophora; Spirotrichea; Euplotida; Euplotidae
Source: the annotation of a GenBank genome assembly